CAAAGUCAAACACAUCUCAAAAGCAAUUUCAAGCUCAAGUCACCAUGGCCAACCAAGACCAAAUCACCUUCUUCGACAUCCCCAGCAAGGAUGGUCGCACAUGGACUCUCAACCCUUGGAAGACCCGCUUCGCUCUCAACUACAAGUCCCUCCCCUACCACACCCAAUGGCUCGAAUACCCCGACAUCCGACCCACUCUCUCCCCGCACCUCCCGCCCACCGCCCCCGAGCCCUCCACGAGCUCCUACACCAUCCCCGCCAUCCGCUUCCCCGACGGCACCUACAUGAUGGACUCCAAGCCUAUCGCCGUGGCGCUCGAGGAGCGCUACCCUGCGCCCCAGUACCCUUCUCUGCACCUGGACACCCCCGCCCUCGCCAAGCUCGAGUCCCUCAUGCCCGGCAUGAUGGGCAAACUGGUCGGUGUCUUUGUGCCUGGCGCCGUCAAGAACAUUCUCGGCCCCAAGAGCCAGCCGUACUUUAAGAGCACGCGGGAGGCGGCGUUUGGGAUGUCGAUUGAGGAGCUGGAGAAGACGCAGGGCGGGGUCCAAGCUUAUGAGAAGAUCCGGGAGGAGUUGAGCGAGGUUACGGCUUUGUUGAAGAAGGGACAAACCUCUGCGGGAGGACCAUUCUUUGAGGGAGACAAGGUGUCGUAUGCGGAUUUUGUGUGGGCGGGGUUUUUGCUGUUUAUGAAGUAUGCGGACGCGGAAGGGUUCGAUAAGUUGUUGGAGGCUACGGGGGAUAAGGAGGCGAAUGAGAAGUUGUUGGAGGGCGUGAAGCCUUGGGCGAGGGAUGAUAUCUGAUCGUGAUGUUAUGUGGUGAGAAAGAGCUUGGAGUAAUAGAUACUAUUCUUCUAAUGGGUAACAAAAUAAGAUUACAACUUUGGAAUAGUGA
Neurospora tetrasperma FGSC 2508 is the source of this 891-nucleotide messenger RNA. RefSeq lists its product as uncharacterized. The transcript has 2 exons. Lineage: Eukaryota; Fungi; Ascomycota; Sordariomycetes; Sordariales; Sordariaceae. The record is from RefSeq and is a predicted model, not a curated record. The coding region runs from base 45 to 800 and encodes 251 amino acids.